Messenger RNA from Aricia agestis (brown argus), 1522 nucleotides. RefSeq lists its product as uncharacterized. Lineage: Eukaryota; Metazoa; Arthropoda; Insecta; Lepidoptera; Lycaenidae. The transcript is spliced from 4 exons. The record is from RefSeq and is a predicted model, not a curated record. The annotation marks the transcript as partial.
GUACAGCAGAUUGGAAAGCUGUGCCUUGGUCACAACCAAGAAGAGACGAGGCGAGAGCAAUUGCUUAGGAAUGAAGAGCCAGAUCAGUCUGUCAUCAUUGGAUGCUCCAAACUUAGUGUCAUAUAUGACCCAUCCCACCUCAUUAAAGGGAUAAGAAACAACUUUCUUACCAAAGAUAUAAAAUGGAAAGGAAAGAUUUCAAAGUGGCAAGACAUAGUAGAUGUUUACAAAACUGACUGCAGCCACACACAAUCAAGAAUAUUGCAUAAAUUAAAUGACGAGCAUGUCAUACCAGCAAAAGUAAAAAAAAUGAAGGUGAAGAAUUGUGUGCGCGUGCUUAGCAAAUCUGUAGCUGCUGCACUUUCCUACACUUCACAGUUCUCUACUUAUGUUGACGGAACACCAGUCAGUGGGACAUUAAAAAAUACUGCAGAGACGGUGUCAUUUUUCGACGACUUAUUCGACUCUGUGAAUGGUGCAGCUGCCACAGCUAAAGCUGCGAAGGGUAAAACAUUGCGGACCGCAGUGAAGGAUUGUACCCAGCACCACAAGUUUUGGGUAGAUGCAAUAAAAAAUCUUGAACAAAUUAAAUUCAUGGAAAAUGGUCGUGAAAAGUCUGUGCCCACCUUAAAAAAUUUUGUGACAACACUAAAAAGCUACAUGAGAUUGUGGCAGGUAUUCAAAUCAAAUGAUUUAAAAAUUAUGCGCCCUAGGUAUUUUAAUACAGACCCUGUCGAAAAUUAUUUUGGUCAGGUUAGGGCGUAUAAUUAUCGUAACACAGACCCUACCUGCCACAAUUUUAUAAAUACUUAUAAGGCGUUGACCAUCACUCGUGUGAUUAAAUUUCAUUCGGAUGGGUUUAAUUGUGAGGAUGACCCCGCAGAACAAUUAAUAAAUCUUCAAUGUCUUUUCCAAAACGAUGAAAACAAAGGCCAAAAUUAAGAGACACAAAAUAAUGUUCUGCUGGGUUGUUCAGAACCAGAAUCGCAAGGAAUAUUGGAGCAAGCGCGAAAGGAGAGAUUAAGUACUCAUUCUAAGGCUUAUGUGACUGGAUGGGUAAUUCGAAAAACUUUAGAAAAGAACCCUUGUUCCUUAUGCAAAAAAUCUUUGACAAGCAAUGAAAAUGAAACGAUACAUAAUUGGAUUAGUCAUAAGGAAUUUAAGGCGUCGAAUAAUAGCCGCAAGCUGAGUUACCCAUCUGGAGUAGCUGUUAGGUGCUUCGGGACAGUAUUAAAUAAAACAAAUGAGUUUUUAGAAAAAAAUGCUCACACAAAAGAUAUUUUAAAAACUAUUAUGAAAGAAAUAGAUACUAUUGAUUUGGUAAACUGUCCCGAGCACAAAGAUUUCGUACACCAAUACUUCUUGCAGAUCGUCAUCCGAUUCACAAUUUAUAAUUGGUGUAACACGAUAAACAAAAUUUUGAAAGGUGUGGAUAUUGUAAGGCUGGAAGGUAAAAAUUUGCCAUAUUACCAGAAGCUGGCCUAUGAAAAAUAUCUUAAAAGAAUUAAAAAUAAAACUAUAA